Molecule: messenger RNA, 1235 nt
Organism: Somion occarium
Lineage: Eukaryota; Fungi; Basidiomycota; Agaricomycetes; Polyporales; Cerrenaceae
Source: the annotation of a GenBank genome assembly
GUUUAUGGAUUGCACGCUUGAUCAUGAAGUCGUGCUGGCAAGGUGAUAUUCAGGUUCAAGUUUCUUGGAGCAAAAGGCGCCUUCGGAACAUCACACCACGAGGGGAACCGGGUGCUGAUGUAAGCCCUUGUGUUAAACCACCGUGACACCCUUCUUCACGCAUAACAUCAAGUUUGACAUUGCUUGACAUACAGAGCUUGUCAUUAACGGAAUACUGGAACAAAGUGUUUGAAAGGUUUGUAUGCCAGGGGACCUGACUAGUCGCUAUCGAAGUCCGUUCCAGUCAAAAAUAUCCAAGAGCCACUCAUCCAUACUUCCUACCAUACGACUUGCACGGCCGUUGUUGACAUCACGUCAGAGCAGAAGACUAAUGUUUUCAAGGUUCACCAGGGCGUUUCUAUUCAUAGUUCUUGCUCUCUUUUUAUUCGCUUCAUUAGCGUUCUUGCAUCCACCCUCUCGCGCCUACAUUGAUCCAUGGACGGGAGACCUGUUCGGCGAUGGUGGUGUGGAACGAGAUCUCUACCGAAUAUCGUCACCUCCGUUGCAGCACAAUCCCCCAGGUAUUCCCAUUAAAGACGCCAUACCGGCAAGUGAUGUGGUGUCAGGGGGUGUUAUUAUGGGCAAACUGGGAAAUGCAACAGCGAAGGUGGAACUAGGACGGGCAACAUGGAAGCUUUUGCAUACCAUGACUCUUCGCUUUCCUGAAAAUCCAACUGAAGAUCAGCGCAAUGCAUUGUCGUCCUAUUUUCACCUCUUCUCGCGAUUAUACCCAUGCGGGGAAUGUGCACAUGAAUUCCAACAGUUGUUGAAGAAGUAUCCUCCACAGACAUCGUCUCGUCGUGCUGCGGCAACCUGGUUAUGUUUUGUUCAUAACGAGGUCAACACAAGACUGCUGAAACCGCUAUUUGACUGCGCCAAUCUGGAUGCAACUUAUGACUGUGGAUGUGGAGACGAUCCUGUCACACCGACUUCUUCAUCGUCUUCUGAUACACAAUCCACUUCCACGCCGGAUACUGGGGUGGGCGUGUCUCAUGAUCCUAUGGACCUCGAGAUCGACCCAACGAAAGACCGAGUUACGGGGGUCGAGAUGAUCAAGGGUGGUAAGUGAAGACAUGUGCCCUAGAGGCUGGAGAUGUACAUUAUUAGAAGGUUGGCCGGUAUUGUUAUUUGUAUCAUACGGGACGGCUCCCACGUAUACCUUGAUUCAGUGCUCGAUUUAAUACUUUGGUCGGCUC